UGGAAGCUUACUGUUUAUAAAGAAUACAGUCGAGACCAUUAACCUCUGUCCAUUACAGUAAGAAGAAAAACAUUUUCACUAAACACGAUAUGUUAGAUUGAAACUAGAAACAAAAUGUUGAGUAAAAGAUGAUAUGAGAUGAAGGGCUAAAUUUCAAUGCAAUGUCUGAAACGCGUUUUCUUUAUUUCUCUUUCUCUCGUUCGUAGAGCCUUUCACGCAGGGUUUGACAUAUUCUAGCUGUUAUCAGAUUGAUGGGCUAGUUUGAUUGAAGUGGCUUUGUCAUGCAAAUGUCAAGCGCGUGAUGGAUGGUCGCAGUGCGCUGACAAACUUCUGGAGGUCCCCUCACCAUUGGCGCCGUGACGUCUCACGUGAUCAGCAGCUGAGGUAAAGAUGUGUUAUAGGGAAGCACGAGCAAAUACUCAGGAGGUAAGCAUUUCCCACUUUCGCAUGAAAUACUGUGGCAAGCUUGCAGGACAGGAGGCUCUCCCUAACUCUCAGGUUGACCCUUCGCCAUCAAUUGCGUAUGGACAAUUCCAAAAUGAACUCUUUUUUGGAGUACACAAUUUGUAACCGUGGGACGAACGCCUACUCGCCCAAAGCUGGAUAUCACAACUUGGACCAGGCGUACUCGGGCCCUUUCCACACCGGACACACGAGUGACAGCUAUAACGCUGAUGGACGACUUUACGUAGGGGGGAGCAACCAGCCAGUUGCAGCACAACAUCAGCACCAGAGCGGCGUCUACGCGCAUCACCAGCACCAAACGCAUCAAAGUGGGGUCAAUUACUGUGCGACAGGGAAUGCGAAUUAUGGUACCCAGGCCUGUGCCAAUACGGACUAUGCUCAACACCAGUACUUCGUCAAUCCCGAGCAGGAUGGAAUGUAUUAUCACUCGUCGGGUUUUUCAACUUCAAGUGUAGGCCCUCAUUAUGGCUCAAUGGCUGGGGCAUAUUGCGGGGCACAGGGAGCCGUUCCAGCCGCACCUUAUCAACAUCAUGGCUGCGAAGGUCAGGACCACCAGAGAGGGUACUCUCAAGGCACCUACGCCGACAUAUCGGCCUCCCACGGAAGGGAGAGGGACUCGGAUCAGUCGCCACCUGGAAAGACAUUCGAUUGGAUGAAAGUCAAAAGGAAUCCCCCUAAAACAGUUAAAGUGGCAGAGUUCGGACUGGGCCCACAAAACACAAUUCGGACGAAUUUCACAACCAAACAGCUGACAGAACUCGAGAAAGAGUUUCACUUCAGCAAGUACCUCACGCGAGCGCGCAGAGUGGAAAUUGCUGCCACACUCGAGCUGAACGAGACGCAGGUCAAAAUUUGGUUUCAGAACCGCCGAAUGAAACAGAAGAAGCGAGAGAAGGAGGGACUCGCGCCUGCCUCGUCCACCUCGUCAAAGGACCUCGAAGAUCAGUCAGACCACUCAUCUUCUUCAUCUCCAGAAGCUUCACCAAGCCCGGAGACCUAAUCGGGCCAUUUAACAACAGAUUCGAAAUAUAUCUAAAAUAUAUAAAAAAAUAAUUUAAGCAUUCCACAAUGUGAUCGAAAGAAGUCUCGUAUUAUACUUUUGUUACAAAAUCAUUGUGUUUGGGAAAGUAAUGAACUCGAAAAUCACUUCAGGGAAAUAAAUGAAAAGAAAGAGACUUCUAGCACCACCAGCUCGAGCAACGAUUUUUGUACGCGUUAAACAGGGUAGCAUAUUUCUACAAUGACGAUAAUUGUAAUGCACUUUCGCCAUGUUUACAAAUCGAACCUAAAUGAAUUUACAGGGAGCCUAUAUGUUGUCAAAAUGUGGAUUAGUGUUAUGUCUUGUGUUUUUUGAAACCGUGAUGAUAUUUGUAUGUAUACAUUUCAUUUAUGUUUGAGGUUUGCAGAAUGUAGCUAUAAAGGUUUUUGGUUUCUUUGCACUAUGCGGAUACAGGGUAGGCCUUUACUGAAGGCCAACACAACUGCAUUGCAUCUUUACAUUACAACAAGAAGUAAGUAAUUAAAAAUGUACUGCUAAUUUAACCCAAUUUUUUACCCCAUAUUUUUUAAUGUUGACUCAGAAACCACAUGCGCCUUUGGGAUGUUUCAUUUCUUUUGUAGGAAAAAAAGAAAAUGCAGAUUGUACUUUCUUAUUAAAACAUAUACCUAGUUUGACUUUUAGCCUCGUAUUUUGUAUACGCAGACGAGCUGAGUUUUAUUAGUUGCUGUCUGUAUGAUUAAUGGGUUAAAUGUCUCAAUCAAAUUUUUGUCACUUCUUAUCUACCUCAAAU
This is a messenger RNA of Paramisgurnus dabryanus, 2255 nucleotides long. It is a transcript of the gene hoxb1a, whose product is annotated as homeobox B1a. Gene Ontology annotation, cellular component: nucleus. Gene Ontology annotation, molecular function: DNA-binding transcription factor activity, RNA polymerase II-specific; RNA polymerase II cis-regulatory region sequence-specific DNA binding. NCBI's taxonomy places the organism in Eukaryota, Metazoa, Chordata, Actinopteri, Cypriniformes, Cobitidae. The record is from RefSeq and is a predicted model, not a curated record. Gene Ontology annotation, biological process: regulation of transcription by RNA polymerase II.